AUGUUGAUCGCAUCCACCCUGAUAGUUAUUUCGGGGUUCGUUCCCUUGAUAGCAGCGAACAACACACGGCUUUGGUACAAGGCCCCUGCCGAUUCCGAUGCCUGGACGGAUGCUUUACCAAUAGGAAACGGCCGUCUUGGUGGCAUGGUGUUUGGGGUACCUGUACAGGAGCGUAUACAGCUCAACGAAGAGACUAUCUGGUCGGGUAGCCAUCAGGACCGUCUGAACCAAAACAGCUCACAGACAGUCUCAGAGGUUCGGAACUUACUCGCACGAGGUCGGGCCGGGGAUGCGGAGAAGCUGGCAAAUCUAGGCAUGAUGGGCACACCCCAGAGUUGUAGAAACUAUCAACCACUGGGAGAUAUGGACAUCUUCUUUGACGGCACUAACGAGUACGACAACACGACUUACGAACGUUGGCUGGAUCUUGAGACUGCUGUGGCUGGUGUGAAGUUCACUGUCAACGAAACACUCUACGAACGAGCAAUAUUUGUGUCAACACCAGACGACGUUCUCGUACACCAUUUCCGAGUCACCGGAUCUGAGAAACUGUCAUUCCAGAUCCGUGUACACCGACCAGAGGAUGGAGGGAACGAGGCUUCCGACCAAGACUGGAACGCGAAUAGUGUCACGUACAUGACGGGAGCAACUGGUGGCGUUGAUCCUAUUGUGUUCACAACAGCUUUGGCCGUAAACACGGAUGGUAAUUUGAAGACGCUUGGCGAAUUUAUCGUUGUCGAUAAUGCCACGGAAGCGACAGCUUUCUUCGCGGCUUCUACCUCGUAUCGACACAACGAUACGCGUGCGGCUGUAGAGGACACUUUCCAGCGAGCUCGCCAGUACACGUACGAUGAACUUCUCCGACGCCACAUUGACGAUUAUGCACCACUCUACAACGCCAGUAUCUUGGAAUUUAGAGGGUCUGACGCGAAAGCUAGCAGUCUACCAACCGACGAGCGCAUCAACGCGACACGCGAAGGGGCUAUCGAUCCUGAUCUAACCGCUCUGUCGUAUAACUACGGCCGCUACAUGCUGAUCGCAUCAUCGCGCAUUGGAACACUACCAGCAAACCUCCAGGGUAUUUGGAACAAAGAAUUCGCGCCGCAAUGGGGCUCGAAGUAUACCGUCAACAUCAAUCUCCAAAUGAACUAUUGGCCUGCAGAGGUCACAAGCCUUUCAAGUCUCCACACACCUUUGUUUGACCUUCUGGAGCUUAUGCGCAAGGAUGGUGCGCAUACUGCUAGUGGAAUGUACAAUACCUCCGGAUGGAUGAGCCAUCAUAACACUGAUCUUUGGGGCGAUACUGCACCUGUAGAUCGUUGGCUUCCUGCUACAUAUUGGACCUUGUCUUCCGGAUGGCUUGUCACUCAUAUACUGGAGCAUUAUUGGUACACAGGUGAUAAAGACUUUCUAGCUUCGAAGUUGGAGACAGUAUCCAAGGCCAUUGAAUUCUAUCUCGACAUACUGCAGCCAUACAGUGUCAAUGGGACGGAAUAUCUUGUUACCAAUCCAUCGGUAUCUCCAGAGAACACUUACAUUGGCGCGGACGGGAACUCCUACCAUUUCGACAUGGGGCCAACAUGUGACAUUGAGAUCCUUAACGAACUUUUCACGAACUACCUCCGUGCAGUUGCUACUCUCACCAAUGCCACCACCGAUUCGUCUUUCCUAAGUCGCGUCCGAGAAACCCAAGCCCGGCUCCCCCCAUAUCGCUACUCAACGCGCUAUCCUGGUACACUCCAAGAAUGGAUGCAAGACUAUGAACAGGCAGAACCGGGCCACCGCCACGUCUCGCAUCUAUACGCUCUAUACCCCGGUACCCAAAUCCUUCCGCCUGGUGCCCCAGGCUACGAUUCUAAGCUCUUCAACGCCGCAGCUGCUACUCUCGAAGACCGGCUUUUCCACAAUGGCGCCGGAACGGGAUGGUCGCGUGCAUGGACGAUCAACUGGUAUGCGCGGUUACUAAAUCGCACAGCGCUGGCCGAGAACACGUACCAGUUCUUCAACAGUAGUGUGUACAACAAUUUGAUGGAUGUCAACGAAGGUGUUUUCCAGAUCGAUGGAAAUCUAGGCUUCGUCAGCGGUGUUGCGGAAGCGUUGCUCCAGUCGCAUAUCAUAGAUGAGGAGGGCGUACGGGAGGUAUGGCUUUUGCCUGUACUUCCUGAGCAAUGGAGUACCGGGAGUGUGUCUGGGCUUGUAGCUAGGGGCGGGUUUGUAUUCGAUCUUGAGUGGGCAGGAGGCAGAAUCAGCAAGAUGAAGAUGCUGAGUCGAGUUGGUGGGGCUUUAGUAGUCAAGUACGACGGAGGUUCUGGAAAUGGUACAGUAGCCGAUGAGACUGCUACGGCCAGACCUGGAACGAUUCGAGCGGUAUCUGGUGGAAAGAUAAGAUUGGACACAAGGGUACACCAGACGACGGAAUUUGAAUUCAUCUGGUGA
This is a messenger RNA of Alternaria atra, 2436 nucleotides long. RefSeq lists its product as uncharacterized. Gene Ontology annotation, molecular function: alpha-L-fucosidase activity. The coding region runs from base 1 to 2436 and encodes 811 amino acids. The record is from RefSeq and is a predicted model, not a curated record. Gene Ontology annotation, biological process: carbohydrate metabolic process. Lineage: Eukaryota; Fungi; Ascomycota; Dothideomycetes; Pleosporales; Pleosporaceae. The transcript has a single exon.